Rotaria sordida is the source of this 1602-nucleotide messenger RNA. Lineage: Eukaryota; Metazoa; Rotifera; Eurotatoria; Philodinida; Philodinidae. The record is from the annotation of a GenBank genome assembly.
AUGCCACUUAAGCGCAACUUAUGGGACGAAGACGAAUCUGAUGAUGAAGAAUCAUCACGUAGCAUGCAAAUUUUUAUUAAAACAAUAACAGGCAAAACAGUUACAAUAGGAGUGAAACCAUCAGAUACAAUUGAAAAUGUGAAAGCAAAAAUUCAAGAUAGGGAAGGUGUUCCUAUAGACCAACAACGUCUGAUAUUUGCUGGAAAACAAUUAGAAGAUGGAAGAACAUUAUCUGAUUAUAAUAUUCGAAAAGAAUCCACUUUACAUUUGGUACUUCGAUUACGCGGUAGUCGACGUGAUGAAAGUGAAUCAACUGAUAUAAAACAGAGAAGAACUAUUAAUAAUAUGAAAGUAACUAAUAAUAAUGAUAAAGAUUACGAAUCUAUUAAUUCAAGUCAAAUGGGUGGUCUUAGUGAACAUGUUGUUUAUAAUAUCAAUACAUCGAUUACAAUUCGUUCCCAUGACAGUGCUUUAGUAACUAUUAAUAAAUGGCAAAUGGAUGCACAAUUAGUACUUUAUUAUGAUCCAAAAAUUAAUGAUUUAAAUGCAAUAAAAGCUGUUCAUUUACGAAACAGUAGUAAUGUUGUAUUAGCACCUGGAAGUAUUGCUGUUUUGGAUAAUGGACGUUUUGUUGCUCUGUGUGCUUUUACACCAAUGCUGCCAAAUGAUGAUCAAUUGAUCAAUUAUGGUCUUGAUUCAACUGUAUCGAUUCUUCGUACAACUCCAACAGCACUUCAAGAAGUUCAUACUGAAAGUGUUGAUAUAAUUUAUACUGAAACUGAUAACGUUAUUUCACAUGUGAUUCCGUCUGGCAUCGAUCUUCAACAAAUUUAUAUAAAACGCACACGUUACUUAAUUAAAAAUAAUUCUUUAGAUCGACCGGUAACCAAAUUUUAUAUUGAUCAUGUUACUGAUCCAUCAUUGGGUGGAUAUGUUGUAAAAACACAACAGCAAUGCAUUAAAUCAGUUAUGGGUUUCAGCCGUUUUGAAUUAAAACUUGAACCACAGCAAGAGAUUGAAUUUAUUGUUGAUGAACAAGCACGACAUAGUAAAAAGAUUUUUGAAGUACCAGCACUUGAAUCAUUUUUGGAGAAACAAGUUUCUGAACUUACUCAAUUGAAAUUAACUGAUGAGAAAACAAUUAAUUUAAUUCAACAGAUUAUCACAUAUAAAUAUGUUCGUCAAGUUCUUCAACAUAUGAUUGAUAGUACAAUAACAGAUAAUGAAAUUCGAACAUGGACACCAAAACGUGAUUUAAUUCCAACAUCAUUAUUUGAUAAAGCGGUUACUAUUAUUGAUACACAGAUGAUGAUACGUGAACUUGAAACAAGAAUAAAAACACGUGAAGCAGACAUUAAAUCAAUAUUUGAAAAUCAAGAACGUACUCGAAAGAGUAUAAAAUCAUUAGAAAAAAUUGAUAAAACUGAUUUAAUAAGACGUUAUUUAAAAGAUUUAAAUACAGAAGAAUAUGAAUUACAACAGACACGACUUGAAAUAAAAACAAUCCAAGAUGAACUUAAUAAAAAACAACGAGAAUUAGAAGAAAAACAAGCAUCACUUAAACAUGAAGCAAAAGAGACUCAAACAAACCUUCACACGUAA